GCCUCCCCAAGAAUUGAAAGCUGGAGAGAAGCUGUAUAAAUGUCAACCUUACCUUCCACGUUCUCCAUGCCAAUAUUUACAUCCACGUCCCCCUCACUUGAAAAGACAGAAGUAGUGUGCAAAGUAACAGGGAAAGAUCGAGAUGGGGAGCGAAGGAGUCAUUCUGCCACGCCAUCUGGUGUUAGUUCCAUGUCCUUACCAAGGCCACAUCAACCCGAUGCUUCAGCUUGGCACCAUACUUCAUUCGAGGGGAUUUUCCAUCUCAAUAAUUCACACUCAGUUCAACGCUCCUUGUCCCAGGAACCACCCUGAUUUCAACUUCAUAGCCGUACCAGACGGCUUACCUGACCACCUGAUUUCUUCUGGUAAUAUACCGGCUAUCUUGUUAGCAGUCAACGCCAACUGCCACACGCCCUUGAAGGAUCGUGUGGCUCAAAUGAUGCAAUCUGAGAAGCCAAAUGGUAAGGUAAGCUGCAUAAUUUAUGAUGAAUACAUGUACCGUGCUGAAUCUGUGGCGUACUCUCUGAGAAUCCCAAGCAUCAUGCUGCGAACCAAUACCGUCUCCACCUUCCUCGCUCGUGAUUUUGUUCUGCGACUGAUUGACGAAGGCCAAAUCCCUCUGCAGGGUUCAAUAAUGGAGAAGCCAGUGCCGGAGCAUUACCCACUCAGAUACAAAGAUCUGCCCACAACCAUUUUCAAGUCACUGAACAACUUCGUUGAAGUGGUUAAAAAUAUCCGGCUCGUGGGUUCUAGUUCGGCAGUCGUCUGGAACACAUUAGACUGUCUGGAGAAUCCGCUUCUGGGGCAGGUGAAGCAGCAAUGCCGAGUUCCAAUCUUCACGGUGGGGCCGAUGCACAAAUCCGCUCCACAGCUCUCCACCAGCUUGCUAAAGGAGGACUACAGCUGCAUCCCAUGGCUGGACAAGCAGGCAGAGAACUCGGUGAUCUACGUGAGCUUGGGGAGCGUGGCCUGCAUUAGCGAGCACGAGUUAGCCGAGAUGGCAUGGGGACUAGCAAAGUGCAACCUGCCCUUCCUGUGGGUCGUCAGGCCCGGCCUGGUACGUGGGACUCGGAAUGUUCGACAGUCGCUGCUGCCUAACGGCUUCAGAGAAGGCGUCGGGGAAAGAGGGCGGAUCGUGGAAUGGGCGCCACAAGAGGAAGUGCUGGCACACAAGGCGGUAGCAGGGUUUUGGAGCCAUUGCGGGUGGAACUCUGCCGUGGAGAGUAUUGCUGAAGGGGUGCCCUUGAUUUGCAGGCCAAACUUCGCCGACCAGAAGGUGACUGCAAGGUAUGUGACCCAUGUAUGGAGGGUAGGCAUGCAGCUUGAGGAGGAACUGGAGAGGGACGCGGUGGCGGCCGCUGUGAGAAGGUUGAUGGUGGAGGAAGAAGGGUUAGAGAUGAGGGAAAGAGCAGUGGAGUUGAAGGGCAGAGUGGAGAUUGGGACCAGGAGAGGUGGCUCCUCGUUCAAGGAUCUGGAUAGGCUGAUAGAUAUGAUAAGGUCGUUCUAAUUUGUCUGUUCAUUUGUUUGUGCGCGUUGGCU
This is a messenger RNA of Linum tenue, 1539 nucleotides long. The record is from the annotation of a GenBank genome assembly. Lineage: Eukaryota; Viridiplantae; Streptophyta; Magnoliopsida; Malpighiales; Linaceae.